AUUAAGUUUUCUUUCUUUUGUAUAAAAAAAAUUCAAAUAUUCACCAGUUUGUUUACAGUAUAUUUAUUGUUUUUGCAGAAUCUGCAAUGCCCAUUUGAUUAUAAGAAAAAAUUGUCCAAACACAGAAAAACUCCUGGUGAAGCAACUGAGAUCCGCGCCACACACUAUUAUAAUAAUGGCGUUUAUUAAAGAGGAGAGUGAAGACUUCAAGAUUGAAGACGUUUUCAGUCUGAAACAAGAAGAUACUGAGGAACAAAUAGACUUGAUGGUGCUGAAAGAGCAGAGUGAAGAUCUGAAUGAAAACGAAGAAAAAUAUCUAAUCGAGAAACAUCUUGAUUUCAUAACUGAGGGAAAAUCUUUUAGUUGUUCACAGACUGAAAGUACUUCCUCACAAAAAAGUGUUCAGAAGGCUGAUACAAAAACUCAUUUUGUUUGCCAACAGUGUGGAAAUAGUUUCAAUAAAAAAAGAAACCUUGAGGACCACAUGAGAAUUCACACAGGAGAGAGGCCUUUCAUCUGCCAACAGUGUGGAAAGAGCUUCGCACGGAAAAGCAGCCUCAAGAUUCACUUGAGAACUCACACUGGAGAGAAGCCAUUUGCAUGUAGUCAGUGUAGGAAAAGUUUCACACAUAAAGAAACCUUUUAUACUCACAUGAGACUUCACACUGGAGAAAGCCCUUUCACCUGCAAACUCUGUGGAAUAACCUUGAAACGCAAAGGAAAUCUUAAAACUCACAUGAGAAUUCACACUGGAGAGAAGCCUUUCACAUGUGAUCAGUGCAGAAAAUGUUUCACACGUAAAGGAAGCCUUAAUAAGCACAUGAUGAUUCAUUUAAGAGAGAGCUGUUUUAUAUGUCAUCUGUGUAAAAUGGCUUUCAAAGACAUGAAACGCCUUAAAAGGCACAUAAUGACUCACAUUGGACAGAAGCCUUUUUUGUGUCAUCGGUGUGGAAAGACUUUCACACAUGAAGGAAACCUCAAGAGUCAUAUACGAAUUCACACUGGAGAGAAGCCAUUCACUUGCCAACAGUGUGGAGUCAGUUUCACGGAAAAAAGGAGCCUUAUAGACCACUUGAGAGUUCACACAGGAGAAAAGCCUUACACCUGCCAAGAGUGUGGGAAGAGUUUCACUAGGAAAGGAAGUCUUAAAGUCCACAUGAGGAUUCACAACAGAGAGAAGCCUUUCUCCUGCCCUCUGUGUGAAAAGAGUUUCAGACAUAAAAGAACACUUAAUAUCCACACAAGAGUUCACACUAGAGAAAGGCCUUUCUCAUGUCUUCAGUGUGAAAAACGAUUCUCAAAAGAAAUAGAUCUGGAAAGACAUAUGCAGUCUCAUUCUAGCAAGAAAUUGGCAGAAUGCUCUGAGUGUGGCAAGAUGUUUAAAGAAAGAAGCAACUUCGAAAAUCAUGUGUGUCUUCACUCUGGAGAAUGUUGGAGCGCAAACAGAUGAGAGGCUCAAAAGGCACACCUGUCUUUGAUUUCUGCUUUCAAAUUUUAUUAUUAAAAAUUAAAAAUAAAUUGCCUUUUCAUAUUUACUCAAAGCACAAAAUAAACCUGAAAGAACAUCAGAACUUAUUUAAUUUCAACCGUGGAAAGAUGUCAAUACACAACAUUUGUCAAGUUCAAGUCCAUCAAAGUUAAUCUACACGCUUGUCAGGUUUGUUUGUCAGGCAAGAUGGCGAAUACAGCUUUAUGAUUGGUCAGACAGCCUGUCAAUCAAACUCUUUGCAAUCGGUCAGUUGCUAGAGAGAGACAAUGGCUUGAAAAUAUUGAAUUCUCUGAUUGGUUAAAAUCAGUACCCAAUACAUUUUUGAAAGCCCCCUUAUAGCACUUGUAAGAAAAUGGAACCACACAUGCAAGGAGAAAAGCAAAAGCGAUAUGUGUGAUCAUAAAUAGUUGCACUCAUACCCUUCUAGCAAUAAUACUGACUCAGGUUUAAAUGCAAUUAAUCAAACACUUAUAACAGAAUUGAUCAGAAUUGAAACUGACCUGAAAAUUAGAGGCCCCAGAGUCAACAUGGAGGGCCGUAAAUUCAGAGAUUCUGUCAUUUAAUGCCACAAUAAGCUCUUAACUCCUCACAGCUCUAAAGCAAAGGAUCUUUGUCCCAGACAAGGAAAGACCCCUCUAACAUUGUCCAUUUUAGACAGUUAACCAAGACAAAUGGUGGAAAAACAAAACAGCACAUCAUGACUCUCACAAGGAAAGCCUCUGGUUUACCCCACCCAGACUCGGACUCCCUCUCAAGAACUUUCGACCGUUUCCUAACAGGACUGAAUUCCUCACCACUCUCAGAAUGGCACAGAGACUGGCUUUACAUAUGAAAAAUUCAUAAGAUCAUUCCAAAAUGAUGCUAAGAAGACCAAACAUCCUUCCACUACAUAACUCCAUAUCAUGUCUAUAAUCCAUGUUCAACAAUUAUGCUUAAUCCAAGGUUAAUAAUGCCAUUGGCAACCCAGGACGUCAAUUGCUUCCCUUUCCCUCCUUCAUUUUUUUAGUUAGUCCUCAACUUCCUUAGUAUUCUUAAUAUUCUAAAUAGUAAUUACUGAUUUAUAAUGAGAAUGAUAGUUUUGAAAAUAUAGUUGAGGUAACUUAUAUGAGCCAGAUGUAAUUGUCAGGAGCAUCUUAUGUGUGUUUGGUAUGAUAAUUCAUGUCUCAAAUAUUGAUAUCAGUCAAUUCAGUGUAAAAUGUAUCAUUCUCAUUAUAGAAAUCAUGACUGAAUUAAACUUUGCCGGAGCGGGAAAAUAAAGAUGUUGAUUAAUGAAUGUGGUUACACCCUGAAUCAAAGACAAUAACUACAUUUACAUUACAGAUUUGAUGAUGUUUUGUGACUAAAAUGUAAUUUUUUCCUCUCAUGAUAAGUCAUGGAUGUUGGUAGGGUAAUUUUAAUCAAAGCCAUUGCACUAGGCAUUAUUUUUAAGGAGGCAUAUGUGUAUAUCUUUGGUGAAGCAGCAUGGAGAGCCACUUCUGGGAUGCUUCUGAAACAUGGCACAGCACAGCAGGGAGUGAUGGGUGGCAUGACCAAAAAUUUAUAUCAGGAAAAUUUUGCUAAGCUUGUCAGUGAAGUACGGCUCUAAUGUACUAAUGAAGUAUUUUCUAAUAUAAUAAAUGCUACUCCAUCUGAAAGCAAGUGAUGGAGAUUUACUAAUCACAGAUCCCAGCUUUAUUGACUAAAUGUGCAUGAUAAUCGCAUUUGGUUAUUUGAACAGACCAAAUAAGAACGCCCUAUUUUGCUGUCAUGAUGAGUGGAUAAUGUUGAAAAUUUUGCACAAUAUGAAGGGUAAUGGAAACACAGCUAAUGUUUAACUGAUCAAGGUCUUUUUUGGACUUAUUGGGUACUUUUGGCCUUUUUGGCCUGCUUGCUUACCACCCAUCUACCAACAAGAAAAAAUAAGCCAUCUAGUCUUGCUACACUCUUUUCUUUCUUCAACUUAACCACUUUCCUGUUGAGAAUCUCAUAUUUAAGCUACGUUUUGCCAUAAAACCAUGUCUCUUUCUUUGUCUUUGCCUGCCUCACACUUCAACCAGCCCACAAAACUCCGCAUCCAUCCUUCAGCCUACGACCGUCCUGACUGGCCUUCCCAAGACAUCACUCCAGACGUGAACAAACCAUCCACAAAUCAACAAACUUGGGAAACCUUUGUAAACUCCAUAGUAGAGAAUCCCCAGCACAAGUAAUGUGUCCAUACUAUAACUGAACUGGUACAUUAAAUAUAGUUUCAUA
This is a messenger RNA of Carassius auratus (goldfish), 3721 nucleotides long. Its product is annotated as gastrula zinc finger protein XlCGF57.1-like. Lineage: Eukaryota; Metazoa; Chordata; Actinopteri; Cypriniformes; Cyprinidae. Gene Ontology annotation, molecular function: DNA-binding transcription factor activity, RNA polymerase II-specific; sequence-specific DNA binding. Gene Ontology annotation, cellular component: nucleus. Gene Ontology annotation, biological process: regulation of transcription by RNA polymerase II. Bases 176 to 1450 code for a protein of 424 amino acids. The record is from RefSeq and is a predicted model, not a curated record. The transcript has 3 exons.